GAUUUGAGAGAAUCUUUGAGGUCAAAAUGGACGGACCAGCAAGGGAACUUGCAUUCCUCAUUCUUGUCCUUGUCCGUGUGUCCCGCCAAGCCAAUACCAUUACAUGGUGUGUAGUCUCUGAUGCAGAAGAGCAGAAAUGUCAGGACCUUGCCAGCAAUGCCACAGCCAGAAACAUCCGUGGCACACUGCAGUGCACCAGGGGCUAUGAUGCUAUAGACUGCAUGGUGAAAAUUAAGAAUGGCACAGCGGAUGCUGCCUCGAUGACCCCUGAUGACGUCUACACCGCUGGCUGGUGCCACGGGCUGGAGGUGGCAGCCGGGGAGUCCUACAAUGGAGAGGAUGGUAUCAGUUACUAUGUGGUUGCUCUGGCCAGGAGGUCCUCCAGUGACCUCUCCCUGCUGGAGAUGCAUGAGCGUAGUUCCUGCCACCCUGGAAUCCGCACCACUGUGGGCUGGACCGUACCUAUCGGCUUUCUGGUCAACUCCACACAGAUCAGUGUGGAUGAGCAGUGCAACUUCCCCCGGGUGGUGGGUGAAUUCUUUGGUUAUAGCUGUGUCCCCGGAGUGAAGGACCCGGAACACGACCCUAGAGGGAGGAACCCCAAGAACCUUUGUGAAGCCUGCAUCGGGGACGAGAACGAUCGGCACAUCUGCGCCAACAACCCCCGGGAACGGCACUUUGGGGAGGCAGGGGCUUUGAGGUGUGUGGCUGAAAAUCUUGGCGAUGUGGCCUUUGUCAAACACACAACGGUCUUCGACAACAUACAGGGUAAAAACCAGGAAUCCUGGGCACUGGACAUGGAGAUGGAGGACCUGAAGCUGCUGUGCACGAACGGGAUGGACGGCUCGCUCUUCGACCACAAGACCUGCCACCUGGCCGCGGUGCCCACCAACGCUGUGGUGGUGCGCCUGGAGGACAAGUGCCGGGUCUACAAGUUCUUGGAGCGCGUUCAGACGGCGUUUGGUAACGCCACGCAGGGAUUCUCCCUCUUCAGCUCGGUGGCCUACGGGAACACAGACGUCAUGUUCAACGAUGCGACCAAGACCGUGCUGAAGGUGGUUGGUGGUUACACGUCAUGGCUGGGGCCCACCUACACCAGUGCGCUGCAGGCCUUCGAAUGCGAAGGUUUGUGUUGAUGGGAUCGGAGGACCUACCGAC
Molecule: messenger RNA, 1158 nt
Organism: Conger conger (European conger)
Lineage: Eukaryota; Metazoa; Chordata; Actinopteri; Anguilliformes; Congridae
Gene: otomp
Product: otolith matrix protein
Exons: 9
Coding region: 27-1136 (369 amino acids)
Biological process (GO): iron ion transport
Cellular component (GO): early endosome; plasma membrane; recycling endosome
Source: RefSeq, a predicted model, not a curated record